Messenger RNA from Corvus hawaiiensis (hawaiian crow), 1796 nucleotides. It is a transcript of the gene TIMM21, whose product is annotated as translocase of inner mitochondrial membrane 21. The coding region runs from base 1 to 1212 and encodes 403 amino acids. Gene Ontology annotation, cellular component: TIM23 mitochondrial import inner membrane translocase complex. The transcript is spliced from 7 exons. The record is from RefSeq and is a predicted model, not a curated record. Gene Ontology annotation, biological process: protein import into mitochondrial matrix. Lineage: Eukaryota; Metazoa; Chordata; Aves; Passeriformes; Corvidae.
AUGGCCGCUCCGCCGCGGCACAGCGACGGCUUCGCACCGGCGCCAGGGAGGGAAGGGAAGGAAGGAGUGGGCGCUGCCACCCGCCGUGGAACGCCCUGGGGCGGGGUGGGACGGCGCCAGCCCGAAGGAGGCGGUGUCCGGGAGCGCUGGCUCGGGGAAGGCGGGGCUGGAUUCCCGAGCACGCCCGUGUGGGGCACUCGGGAAGCGUUAGCGCCCUGCGGAACCGCAGCGCUGCCGCCACGAGCAUUCCGGCGGCUCCCCCGCCCCACGCCCCACCGGCCCGCCGCCGCCGCUCGCUGCUCCGCCGUCCUAAACAUUUCCGCCGGGGCAGCGGCCAGCGGCGGUAAAGGGUCCGGUGGGUUCCUGAGCUGCGGAGCGGCCGCUGGGGGCACUUCCCCGAAGGUCCCCCGGGAGAGCGGUGGCGAGCGGCACAAACUUUCCGUUCGCCUCGGCUGCCCCGGCCGUGCCCCUGUAAGGGCGGCGGGAGCCGUGCCUGGGAUGCUGCCGGGGACGAUCCCCGCCUCCCUCGGGCGGAGCUGCCUGGGCCGCUGGCUGCUCGCCAGUCGCGGGUGGGCGCUCCUGGGCACGGGGACCGGGGCCGGGACCGGGUCCUGCCUGAGAUGGCGGCACCAGCCCCCGGUACUGCUCUGGGCCGCCCGUCAGAGCAUCGGGACGCAGGCGGGAGGGCUCAGAGCUGAAAAACCUGGCAAAAAUAGCAAAGAUGUGUCCGUGCAAAGGGCGCUGAACGAGGAAACGCUGGUGUCGGCGGCUCAGAAAGUGAAAGAAGCUGGAAGAGACUUUACCUAUUUUAUUGUGGUGCUUGUUGGAAUUGGUGUUACAGGUGGUUUGUUCUAUGUGAUUUUUAAAGAGCUAUUCUCUUCUUCUAGUCCAAAUAAGAUCUACGGAGCUGCCUUGGAGAAAUGCAGAUCUCACCCUGAGAUAAUUGGUGUUUUUGGUGACUCUAUCAAAGGUUAUGGUGAGGCAACAAGAAGAGGAAGACGACAGCAUGUCAGUCACAUUGAAUACGUAAAGGAUGGACUGAAACAUAUGCGUUUGAAGUUUUAUAUUGAGGGCACUGAAUCAGGGAAACAGGGAACAGUCCAUGUGGAAGUCAAAGAGAAUCUUGAAACAGGAAAAUUUGAGACCCUCUACAUAUUUGUGGAUGUUGAGACCUAUCCGAGAAGAACCAUUGUCAUAGAGGACAACAGAUAGCCAACGAUCAAAGCUGCUGCCUUAUCUCACUGAGCAUUGGAUAAUGCUGGAGUAGCCAGUCUACACGUGAUUGUGUGGUGUUGCCAAUUGUGUCCCGCAACUUCAGGGCUGUGUUACAGGAAGUAGCCUCUCAGGGCCUCCUCUAAGGAUUUUUGAUAAUAACAGAUACGGGAUUUAAAGUGAAACCAAUGAAAUCUAGCAGAGCUAUCAUGGCAGACAUUCUUGACAUAGGAAAAUAAUGCCUGCUAAUAAACAGUUUAAUGCUGAAUAAUGCUUCUGCACACCCAAAACCUGAGUUUUCCAAGGUUUUAGGUUUGGAUUGGGAGUUUUUUAUCUUCCUUGGCUUGGAUUUCCCCCUACUACUGCAAUAAAGAAAGGGGUAGUUUAACUGUAGACAGAACUCUACUGUUUUCAUUUUGGAUACCUUUUUAGGUAAGAAGGUAAAAUAAGAAUGUUAGUGAUGCAAAAGAGAUCUAGGUAUAUAAGAGUAGGAAUGGUGGAGACACAGACCCAUGAAAAACAACAGAAGAUAAAGACUUCAAUAUUGGUGUCUCCUCAAUAAAUUACCAGCAAACAGAACAUCA